Molecule: messenger RNA, 1918 nt
Organism: Oryzias latipes (Japanese medaka)
Lineage: Eukaryota; Metazoa; Chordata; Actinopteri; Beloniformes; Adrianichthyidae
Product: G-protein coupled receptor family C group 5 member C
Biological process (GO): G protein-coupled receptor signaling pathway
Cellular component (GO): plasma membrane; signaling receptor complex; extracellular exosome
Molecular function (GO): G protein-coupled receptor activity; protein kinase activator activity
Source: RefSeq, a predicted model, not a curated record
CAUUGUUUGAGUGUAAGCUGCCUCAAACAAACACGCAGGUCUGUCCCUAAUCUCGUGAAUAUGCAAAGCUGCAAACACCAAAGCUGAGCAAAAUACCCGGACUGUGAAAAGUCCACGGAGGAAGGCGCAUCGCGCAGUCCUGAGUUCUUUUCAAAUAUGGAUGGAUUAGCACGGAUUGGUACAGGCUAACUUGAAGACCCUUAAUUAAUGACAAAGACUUCCUUUGGUGUUUUUGUUAAAAGGAAAAAAAAACUUUCACUAUCAUUUUGCGAGAGGAAAGUUAUCUUUACUAGUUUGAAAACACCGGAGUUAAGGAGAAAAAAAAAGCAACAGCUGCUCUCUGCUUUUACGACCAGAACCAGCGGCAAGGCCAUGAACCCUACGGGUGUUCCGAGAGGAUGCGACCCCAGCAUCAGCGCCAUCUUUUACCAGCUGUGCGACCUGACAGCAGUGUGGGGUAUUGUGCUGGAGGCCUGUGCGGCUGCAGGCAUGGUGACUUCCUUUAUGCUCUUUGUGAUUGUCUUGGCCUCCUUACCUUUUGUGACAGACAAGAAAAGAAAAGGUAUGGUGGCUCUGCAGGCCAGUAUUCUAGUCUUUACCCUGGGACUGUUUGGACUCACUUUUGCCUUCAUCGUGGACCGGUACUCUACAAGCUGUGUCGCGCGGAGGUUCCUGUUCGGAGUGCUGUUUUCAGGCUGCUUGUCCUGUCUGGUGAUGCAUGGGUUGUGGCUUGUGCUGCUGGAGAGGAGAGGCAGUGGACCCAGGAGUUGGACCUUGUGGCUUGGAGCUCUGGCUCUCUGGCUAGUGGAGGUUAUCAUCAAUACUGAAUGGCUCAUCAUCACUGAAGUCAGGAAUCCACUCUCAGAUCCUAUUGCCCUACACCACCCCUGUAUCAUUGCUAACCAGGACUUUGUAAUGGCUCUUAUUUAUGUCAUGUUGCUUCUCUUGGCUGUUGUUCUGAUCGCUUUGCCCUCGCUGAAACAUAAGCACAAGCAGUGGAGGAGGGACGGCGCCUUUAUCCUUGUCACGGGGUUCUUCACCAGUGCUAUCUGGGUAACUUGGAUUGUGAUGUACACCUACGGAAAUGGAGCGGCUGGACACGCCAGCUGGGAUGAUCCCACCUUAGGAAUAGCUGUGGUGUCAAACGCUUGGGUAUUCCUGGGUUUCUAUGCAAUUCCGGAGAUUUGUUUACUGACACAAGAGGACUCGGAGCAGGAGCAGCCCCUCGAUGGGGAGCAUGUCUAUCCUGCACGGACUCUGGUGUAUGGCCCCGACCUGAAAGAGCCAGAGCCAACUCAGCAAAAUGUUUAUGUGGAGAAUAAGGCGUUCUCUAUGGAUGAGGCUGCUAUAGAACCUACAACGCCGGUGUCUCCAUAUGCAGUCUAUAACGGUCAGCGACAGAGCAGUGUGUACCAGCCCACAGAAAUAGCCUUAAUUGCCAAACAUCUCAAAGAGAUGGACCAAGGUGCCAGGAUCCCCCGCGCCACAGCCCCACCUUUAAACCCAGGAAGUGGGAGAAGCUCUCUGUCCCGAUCUGUUGAAUCUUUAGCAUCUCAAGAAUGGUCGUAGAUUAGCAAACUCCAAUUUAUUUUGCAUGUCUGUGAUUUUUGAAGCUACUGUAAUCAUUUUCAUCAUAGAUAUGCAUCAGAGUGCCCUUAAUAUGCAUUAAACUUAGUUUCAAUUCAAACAGUUCAGCUCUUUGUGGCAUCUAGUCUUUCUAUUCAUCUUGAAGUUCAAUCAAAAAUCCAAACACUGAAGAUCAAUACAAAAAAAUAGCUACAGCAAUGGUUGCCUUUAUAGUAAUUUUUAUUUUUCAUCUGCUAGAACCUCAAAUUACAAGCUGAGUGUUGAGACUGUGCGUUUUCUGUGUAAAGCAGACGUAAUAAAAGAAAGCAUGGCUGGAUCUUUUCAUGUUGUA